AUCUCCCUUCUCUCGCUCUUUCGAUAAUUUCAUUUGAAAAUUUGAUUUCAAUUCAUCUCUGUUCCACUCUCCGUAAAGAGUAAGAUCUCAAACCGAUUCGUCAAUGGAUAAUUCCAAGAUUCAAGAGAUCCUAGAGCAACAAGUGAUUUCUGUUGCAAAAGCCUACGAAGACAAGCUCGAUGAAGAGAUUUCAGCUCUGGAUCGGCUCGAUGAAGACGAUCUCGAGGCGUUGAGAGAGAGAAGGCUCCAUCAAAUGAAGAAAAUGGCGGAGAAACGGAGUCGUUGGUUGGCUCUUGGACAUGGAGAAUAUUCAGAGAUCCCUGUCGAGAAGGAGUUCUUUUCUAUUGUUAAGGCUAGUGAUCGCGUCGUCUGUCAUUUCUACCGUGAAAACUGGCCUUGUAAGGUUGUUGACAAACAUUUGAGUUUAUUAGCAAAACAACAUAUCGAGACACGUUUUGUGAAAAUUAACGCAGAGAAAAGUCCUUUCUUAGCUGAAAAGCUCAAGAUUGUUGUUCUUCCAACUCUUGCCCUCAUCAAGAAUGCCAAAGUGGAUGACUAUGUGGUGGGAUUCAAUGAACUUGGAGGAAAAGACGAUUUCACGACAGAAGAACUGGAAGAAAGGAUAGCCAGAGCUCAAGUUAUAUUUUUCGAAGGGGAAUCAUCUUUUAAGGGAUCGAAAUCGGGUACUCAAACAAGAAGUGUUCGACAGGGGACAGAAUACUCUUCGGAUUCUGAGUAAUGAAUAGUACUAAACCCGAAAAAAGGUAUGUUUCUUAUUUCAAUUUUUGUAUUUUAUUUUGAUGGAUUAUUGGAUGAAAAAUAGAUUAAGUUUUAAUGUGUUGUAAUUUUGAUUGUAUUA
Molecule: messenger RNA, 859 nt
Organism: Impatiens glandulifera
Lineage: Eukaryota; Viridiplantae; Streptophyta; Magnoliopsida; Ericales; Balsaminaceae
Product: thioredoxin domain-containing protein 9 homolog
Exons: 4
Coding region: 104-739 (211 amino acids)
Biological process (GO): microtubule cytoskeleton organization
Cellular component (GO): cytoplasm
Source: RefSeq, a predicted model, not a curated record